This is a messenger RNA of Ophidiomyces ophidiicola, 2865 nucleotides long. It is a transcript of the gene hmt1, whose product is annotated as ATP-binding cassette-type vacuolar membrane transporter Hmt1. The transcript is spliced from 3 exons. NCBI's taxonomy places the organism in Eukaryota, Fungi, Ascomycota, Eurotiomycetes, Onygenales, Onygenaceae. Gene Ontology annotation, cellular component: membrane. Gene Ontology annotation, biological process: transmembrane transport. Gene Ontology annotation, molecular function: ATP binding; ABC-type transporter activity; ATP hydrolysis activity. Bases 1 to 2865 code for a protein of 954 amino acids. The record is from RefSeq and is a predicted model, not a curated record.
AUGGACUCUGCUACUAUUGUCAAUAGUGGUUUGCAAUCACAUAUCGACAAUGCCACACUCAGGGUCGUGUUGCAGUACAUGCAAACAGUCUCCCCGAUUAUCAUCGUUUUAGUCUUCAGUAUUGCCUUUGUGGCCAACUCAAUCAUCUCUGCUAGGAAAGUGAAAUGCAAUGCAGCUGUGACCACAGGACCGGGCGGCAGGCCUCUCCCUACACGGAUGCGGAGUACAGCUGUCAUCGUGACCGAUAAUGUUGAGGAUUUUUCACCAAACGUAAAACUGGUUUUCAAAUGGCUAUCCGUCAGUAUCUUAUUGACAUUUGUCGCUGAUGCAGCCUUAAAUAUGUCUCAUGUGAUGUUACAUCGCCUCGAGCAUUGGUGGGCCGGGCAAUCUGUCGUGAUUUAUAUAGUCGGCUCGUUCUUUGCGUGGACAGUUGUACUGAUAUCUCUAGUUGACACCACACCCUCCCCAACCUUUGCGCAGUUAUAUCCAUGGGUUUUGGCAGUGCCCCUGGAGCUGACCAUGCUUGCUGCACAUUUUGCGCUUUAUACUAGCCCGCAUCAUGAGCCGGUUGUUGGUGACCCGCGUGGAGGUCCCUUGAAGAAAAAAAUCACAGCAUGGGAAUCAAUUGAAGUUGUUAUAGCCCUUGUACGCCUGCUAACUUUGGUGGGUAUCGUCUUGCUGUAUACAUUCAAUUCCACAAGCUGGACGCCAAACGAAGGCGGGCGAGUUGGGGGCGCCAAUGAAACGACAGGAUUGUUGAGGCCAGACUCCAGUGCUAAUAACGGCAUGAAUGGCAAUGGUUAUGGUUCCGCGGAAACAACUCCCAAAGCCCAGACAUCUAAACCCGCCGAAGUUGAGGCAGCUUGGGCCCGCCCUUCCUCUGCUCCUGCAACUACCUGGUGGGAAUAUCUUAGUGGAUAUUCUGUCUUCUUCCCUUAUCUUUGGCCGUCGAAAUCACACCGCUUGCAAUUGGUGGUUAUGUUUUGUUUCAGCCUGGUGUUGCUGCAGCGGGUAGUAAAUGUUCUCGUGCCGUACCAAGUUGGUAUCAUCAUAGACGACCUAUCAAGUGACGAAAUUGGGUUCCAGCAGGUCCCAUGGGUGGGCAUCUGUCUUUAUGUCUUUUAUCGGUUUCUGCAGGGCAGCCAAGGCUUGAUAGGGUCGUUGCGGUCUUUCCUCUGGAUCCCCGUCAGUCAAUAUUCGUAUAUGGAGCUCUCGACGGCUGCAUUCGAACAUGUACAUGGACUUAGCCUGGACUUCCAUCUGGGCAAGAAAACUGGUGAGGUGAUUUCAGCUUUAAACAAAGGCAACUCAAUCAACAAUUUCUUGGAACAAGUUACCUUUCAAGUGCUACCCAUGCUCAUUGAUUUGUGCGUGGCCAUUGGGUACUUUAUGAUUGCAUUUGACGUGUAUUAUGCCCUGGUAGUGACCAUUGUCACAUUUGCCUAUCUGUACGUUACUAUUCGCCUAGCACAGUGGAGAGCAGAGAUCCGCCGCACAAUGACGAACAUGAGCAGACAGGAGGAUGCGGUUAAGAAUGACUCCAUUAUUUCUUACGAAACAGUGAAAUAUUUCAACGCCGAGCAGUAUGAAUUUGGUCGUUACCGGAGUGCUGUAACAGAUUUCCAGAAAGCAGAGUACCAGGUUUUAUUUUCCCUCUCACUGCUAAACACCAGCCAGAACACUGUUUUUAUGCUUGGCCUGAUGGUCACUUGUUUCAUUGCUGCAUUUCAAGUUGCCACAGGUGAAAGGAAGGUUGGUCAAUUUGUGACCUUGUUAACAUAUAUGGCCCAGCUUCAAGGGCCCCUCAAUUUUUUCGGCACAUUUUAUCGGACCAUACAAAAUUCGCUGAUCAACUCAGAGCGGCUGCUAGAGCUCUUCAGAGAGCAGCCCACUGUUGUUGAUGGCCCUCUGGCAUCAAAGCUUCCGGGUUGUAUGGGAGAUAUCAAGUUUGAUAAAGUUGAGUUUGCAUAUGAUUGCCGCAAACCAGCACUCAAUGGCCUGAGUUUUCACUGUAAACCAGGAACCACUACUGCUCUCGUCGGUGAAUCCGGAGGUGGGAAGUCGACUGUGUUUCGCCUUUUGUUCCGGUUUUACAAUGCUGCUUCGGGCGGUAUACUUGUUGAUGAUCGCAAGGUCGAGACCAUCACCAUCGACUCACUUCGUAGCCACAUUGGCGUUGUGCCCCAGGAUACCAUUCUCUUUAACGAAACCAUCAUGUAUAACUUGAGAUAUGCAAACCCGGCGGCAACUGAUGAGGAGGUAUACGACGCAUGCCGUGCUGCCAGCAUCCAUCAUAGGAUUCUCACAUUUCCAGAUGGGUAUGAAACCAAGGUUGGUGAACGUGGGCUUCGUCUAAGCGGUGGUGAAAAACAGCGAGUUGCUAUCGCACGGACCAUUUUGAAAAACCCACGGAUUAUUUUGCUUGAUGAGGCUACUGCGGCACUUGAUACCGAAACAGAGGAGCAUAUCCAAGGAGCGCUAUCUACGCUAUCUAAAGGUCGCACAAUGCUGGUUAUUGCCCACCGUCUAAGUACAAUAACUACUGCGGACCAAAUUCUUGUGCUCCAAAAUGGGCAAGUCAUUGAGCGUGGCACCCAUGAACAGCUGCUUUCGUUAAAAGGCCGAUACUCCAGUAUGUGGAGAAAACAGAUUCGUGCGCAACGAGCAGCUGCAGAAGCACAGGUACUGCAGGUUCGGGCAGAGCGGCUGAGAAGUGCGUCUACAACCGCUGGAGGUGAGGAUAGCUCAAGCCAGUCAGACGAGGAGCACUCCAAAGGAAAUGAAACUCCAGAGGAGAAGCCUACACGCCCCCCUCUCGGGCAGCGUUGGUCCAAGAUUUCGGAUGCCAAGGGCACAACCCAAUAA